UGUAUUUUAUGGUGGUGAUGGCUCAACCAAGUUAUGCACCUGUAUUCGUUCCAGUUUCUGUGAUAGGGCCUCAGUUCAUUUUACCAUAUCAACUUGAAAUUAUAGUUGAUACAUAUUCAAGUGGAAACCUUGUGAUCACAGAUACUAACCACAAAAUCAUGCUCAAAGUGAAACCAUACAGCACAAGCUUCCAUCGUCAGCUUUUGCUACUCGAUGCUGUUGACAGACCCAUCGUUAUGCUCCGGGAGAAGAACAUGAGUGGACAUGAUGGAUGGAAUGUAUUUAGGGGUGACAGUAAAGCCGAUUCGGAUAUGAUAUUUAGCACAAAAACACCACACAUGAUCCAGUUUAAAACCAAGGUAAAUGUGUUCAUGGCAAACAAAAUGAGUAGUAAGAAUGGUUGUGAUUUCAACAUCAAAGGAAGUUGGUCAAAGAGAGAAUGCACUGUUUAUAUGGGAGAUUCUUCAACAACAAUAGCCCAAAUGCAUGAAAUGCAACCAAUGGACAAUGUGAAGUUCUCUGAGGACAAAUUUAUGGUGACAAUAUAUCCGAACGUGGAUUAUGCAUUUGUGGUAACACUUAUUGCGAUUGUUUAUGCUAUGAAAAGCUCGGAUACAAAAGAUGUAGUUGCUGGACAAGUAGUUGGCGGAGUUGCUCAAGAUGUGGUUAGUGCAGUUAUUUCCUAGUCGUACGUAUUAGUUCGAUUCUCCAUUCGUUA
This is a messenger RNA of Cynara cardunculus var. scolymus (artichoke), 718 nucleotides long. RefSeq names its product protein LURP-one-related 10-like. The coding region runs from base 9 to 686 and encodes 225 amino acids. The record is from RefSeq and is a predicted model, not a curated record. The transcript has 3 exons. NCBI's taxonomy places the organism in Eukaryota, Viridiplantae, Streptophyta, Magnoliopsida, Asterales, Asteraceae.